Molecule: messenger RNA, 1121 nt
Organism: Ananas comosus (pineapple)
Lineage: Eukaryota; Viridiplantae; Streptophyta; Magnoliopsida; Poales; Bromeliaceae
Product: putative serine/threonine-protein kinase
Exons: 6
Coding region: 26-1105 (359 amino acids)
Biological process (GO): protein phosphorylation
Molecular function (GO): ATP binding; protein kinase activity
Source: RefSeq, a predicted model, not a curated record
CACGAUACUCGUGGCUCUUGUUGCAAUGUCCGGAUUGAUUCUUGCGGUUAUUCUCGUGAAGUUUUUGCAAAGCCAGAACUCUGAUAAAAAUUCUGAGAAAGACAAUCCAACAGAAGGGAGAAUGCAAGGAAAAGUGAUCGAUAAAUGGUCAGGGCUCUAUAAAUUCACAAAGGCUGAGAUCGAGAAGGCCAUAAACUACGGUAAUACAAAGGUGUGCCUCGGCUCGGGGAGUGCAGGCCAAGUCUACCAGGGUGUUCUUCCUAGUGGCCAGCUCGUAGCGAUUAAGCACAUAUUUAAGACUGCAAUGUUGGAAUCUUUCACUUGGGAGGUCGAAGGCCUCUCGAGGAUACGCCAUGUGAACUUGGUUGGCCUCUUUGGCUAUUGUGAUGAGGAUGGAGAGAAAUACUUGGUUUAUGAGUACUGUUCUAAUGGAAAUCUGGCUCACAACCUUUUAAGGAAUGAUUCAGUUCUUUCAUGGGCUACAAGAGUGAAUAUUCUGAGAGAUUGUGCUGUUGCUCUGAGGUUUCUUCACACUCAUCCCGAUGGCUGUAUUGUUCAUAGAGAUAUCAAGCUAACAAACAUACUAUUGACGGAGAAUAUGAAGCCAAAGCUCGCAGACUUUGGCUUGGCGAAGUUGCUCAAGAUGGAAGAGAGCAAAGUUUUCACAGAUGUUAGGGGAACCAUAGGCUACAUGGAUCCCGAGUACAUAGUUCAUGCCAAGCUUACUUGUGCCAGUGAUAUUUACAGCUUCGGCAUCGUGGCCUUGCAACUUCUAUCCGGCCGAAAAGUGAUCGAGUUGGACAUUCAAGCACGCGAUUCUCUAACAAAGAGGGCAAAAGAUGUUGUUAAUGGAAAGAGACCAAUCGACGAUAUCAUCGACUCGAGGCUUAAAGGGGAGCUCAACUUAGGAGACUUCGAAUCGAUAUUACAAGUUGCCGUUCUUUGCGUUGCUAGCUCGAGCAAAGGGCGCCCGACAAUAAAGGAUCUCGUCGAGGAGAUGGAUAGAGCAUGCAGUAACACAUCCGGCAUGGCUGCGCGAACAAGGAAAGUGACCCACAUGCAAUCCCUCUCAGUAUCGCUCUCUUCGGAAAUGAGUGAAGUGUAGAUAUAUAUGUAAGAUA